This is a messenger RNA of Durusdinium trenchii, 1266 nucleotides long. Lineage: Eukaryota; Dinophyceae; Suessiales; Symbiodiniaceae. The record is from the annotation of a GenBank genome assembly.
AUGGCCUUUGAGGACGAGGAUCACUGGCCUGCCAACCCAUGGCAAGCCCAGGCAUUGCCACAGCUCCUCUCGGAUGCAGGAUGGGAGGUGGAAGUGACCAGGCCCCAGGCCAGCCUCUCCCACUGCCAUUGCCCUUGGGGUGGAAAGCUGAUUCGUGUCACCGUCUCGGGCAUCGCCGUAGAAGAUCCACCAGUGAACAAGAGCUAUGUGAUGGUGCGCCCGGAGACUUGUGCCAUCUUUGAGGGUGGCCUGCUGGAACACCAAGCCCCAGGUGAAGCAGUUGUGCGACGCAGCGAGCCUUGGGGCAUGCUCCGGCACUGCAGCAUCCUCUUCAGCAUGUACUUCAACGAUGGUAUUGGCGGCAUACCGGUGGUGACACAUCAGAAGAUGCGCCGUGACUACCCAGCUCCUGGAGAUUCGGCCUAUGCUUUCUUCAAUGAAGGCAAUGACGAUACCCAAGCUGGAUUCUUGCUGUGCUCUCCCAAUCUUGUGGACGCAGACAACAAGUUUGACUUGAUUGGGAUUUUCAGCCUGCCCGAGGAAGACUUCGCCCAAUGGUCCGGGAUCCACUUCCAACUUCUCUUGGACUCGGCUCAGAGGGCGGCCCAUUGGUUUUUGAACCGACCCAACCUGCAGGAGCUUCGGCAGCUGGACCAGGCCUCUUACAUCGUGCUGACCAUCCAAAGCUGCAAGCGAGGGCUUCCGCUUUAUCCGGUGAAUGGGCGUGACGUGGAGCACACUGUGACCAUUGCGGCGGGUGAACGGCUGGGACUGGACAGAUGGAUCCGCUUCAGCCCAGCACGCGUGGGCAGUGAUAAGUUCCGGCUCUCGGAGUUUGUCAAGCUUUUUCUCAUGGCUCUGGGCCUUGAUGUGCCGAUCUACGGCUGUUUGGAUGGGCGCAGGCUGGUGCCAUACCAAUGCGCCCUGAAGCGGGAGGACUGGAACCGAAUCCGGACGCAGUUUGUGGAAUGCUUCCUCCUCCAAAAGACAGCCUAUCGACGUGCCAAUGGCGGAUCCACAGCACCCAGUUUGCAUGAAGAUGUGGAACCACGCUUCAUCCAGGAGAAACCGCCCCCAAUGGAGACCUUUCAGAAGAUGGAGCAGAUUCGACAGGAGUGCCAGAGCCAUCGGGUCAUGGUGCGCCGGACCUUCGUGGAGGUGGAGUCGGACGAAGACUCAGAGUGGAGCGUGGAGAAGCAGAGGAGCGAGAGGCGUCAUAAGACCACGACGUUCUUACCAGUGGAUAUUCCAGUGCUGGCCGCGUGA